Molecule: messenger RNA, 1071 nt
Organism: Cyclocybe aegerita
Lineage: Eukaryota; Fungi; Basidiomycota; Agaricomycetes; Agaricales; Hemipholiotaceae
Source: the annotation of a GenBank genome assembly
AUGUUGACCCUCACCUCCCGGAGACACCCAACGUCCUUCAUAAGGACUUUCCAACGGUGUAGUGCCUACUCGACGGCACCCCCACCUCCAGCAAAGGUCCCGCUGGCGCUCGUUGCGGAGCUACGCAAGCAAACACAAGUGAGCAUCUCCAAAGCUCGCGAGGCGCUUUUUGCAUCCAAUGGCUCCAUACCUGGCGCGCUCGAGUGGCUGAAGAACGACCUCGCCACCUCCGGCGCAAAGAAGGCCGCCAAGGUCGCGUCCCGGGAGACGAAGGAGGGGCUGGUGAGCACCGCGGUUCUCUCCCCUGGGGCUGGGUUCCCCGGCACAGUUGGCGCGGUGCGCGCGGCGCUCGUUGAGCUGAAUUGCGAGACGGAUUUUGUUGCGCGGAACGAUCUGUUCGCGCAGCUCGCGGCGGACAUUGCGCAUACCGCAGCGUACAUGUCCGAGGCGAAGGAGGGUGCCAAGGUCGGUUUUGCGUCGGUUGGGCUGGAGGAACUGAAGGAGUUCCCGCUCAUCUCCAAGAGCAACCCCGGUGCGGUGUCGUCUGGGACCACUGUCGCCACCGCCAUUCGCGACACUAUCGUCAAAGUCGGCGAGAACAUUUCUUUGCGGAGGGCAAGCGCCAUCGUCGAGGAUGCCCCCCUCGUUCCUUCGCCAUCAACGCGAAGCGUGCUGAACCUGGGAUCCUACAUACACGGUGGGCUCUCAGGGCUCCCAUGUGGUCGCGUCGCGUCACUCAUUCUCCUCAAUCUUCGCUCCUCUCAAAUAUCGCAACUGCUUCAACAAGAAAUCUUCCGCCAGAACCUUGCACACCUCAACCGUGCAUUGGCGCGUCAAAUUGUUGGAUUCGAAACAUUAUCCAUCCAGCAUUCUCCUGAUAACGAGGUCCCCGAGCUUGCCUUGUAUAACCAAGAGUUUGUGAUGCUCGGUGGAGAUUUGGCCUCAAGUCCAGUUGAACAGGCUCUGCGUAACUGGUCGUUAAAGGAGAAAUUGACUGAAAGCUCAGGAGAGAAAGGCGGCGUUGAUGUGGUGGACUUUUUGAAGUGGAAAGUUGGAGAAGGAGACGCAUAG